Messenger RNA from Spizellomyces punctatus DAOM BR117, 1603 nucleotides. RefSeq lists its product as uncharacterized. Gene Ontology annotation, molecular function: protein binding. Bases 180 to 1559 code for a protein of 459 amino acids. The record is from RefSeq and is a predicted model, not a curated record. NCBI's taxonomy places the organism in Eukaryota, Fungi, Chytridiomycota, Chytridiomycetes, Spizellomycetales, Spizellomycetaceae. The transcript has 3 exons.
AAGGUCUCCUUCGCCAGGCGCUAUGCUGAGUUCCGGUUGUUCCUCGUAUCAAUGCAGGAUUAUUUGUGCUCACGUUCGACAUCUACGUGACAAGGUGCUGGGAGGCAGACAAGGCCUCUCUCCACAAAAUCCUUCUUCGGCGUGAGAGAUUUCUCUCCCAGCGAUAUAAAACUCAAAGGAUGAUAAAGCUGGAUCCUAGCAAGCCACUCAUGCCCCUGGACAUAUUUCUCCUCAUAUGUUUCUAUGCAGAUUCUUGUACCAUAUGUAAGUGUCUGCGUGGAUGUAAAGAAUGGAACGAUGUCUUGAAUGACCACGACGAACAUCUUUGGAGGAUGAAGGUCAAGCCAUUUUCCCCAGAUUGUUGCCUUCCAACUCGAAUGCACGGGGAGAAAUGGAAGGACAUCUAUGCUAUCUACAACAUUUGGUCGCGACCCCUAGUAAUAAAGUCAGUCGCCUACUUCGAAGUACCUACCAUAGGCCCUCAAUCAGAAUUACCCUCUUCUCUGGGGCACGUGUUGGACAAUCAUGUUCUCACCUAUCGUCUCGUUGCUGGGUUCAUUGCAGCCAAAGAAGAUGGCAAGGAUAUACUGUUGUCUAGGAAAUGCGUGACCGCUAAAGAUCGUGUUGUCUACAUACUAAAGGGGGAACUAUGGUCGACAACUUUGCACGGUCGCAAGUUUGGUCCCGACGUGCAGAUUGCCUGCCCCAGACUUGGUCCCGAAACGCGCUUAGAUCCAGCGAUACGAUCUGACACCUAUCCCGUCGCUGGCUCAGACAUGGUAAAAUUUCGACGACUGGACGAUGAUGCUAUCGAAGCAGUGGUAAAUGAGCGCUUGUCAGAAGAGGGCCACCUUUGCGGAACAAUCUAUGCAAUGAACUCGUACGAUGAGAAUCUAAUGCGAGCGUCGCUCAGUUUGAUACGAGUCCCCGAGAACUUCCCGCUUGAUACCUUCAAGACCUCUGGAGAAUCUGAUGGAGAACCAGGAACUGCCAUCCCCCAUGGAGAACAGAUAAGCCGAAUUGACCAUAUAGACGACUCUCUGAAUGCUGUGGCAUUAAAUGAAAAUCUUCUCGCCUAUCGAACUUGGAGUGGGGAUAGUGUUCAUCCAAUUGUUUUCUUGCGAAUACACGAUCAAUCUGAAUAUGCAACUCUAUUACUGAACGACAUGGAGGAUAAUUUAGUUCUGCACCUACUCAUGACGCGAUUUCAUGUAAUCGUAGUCUGCGGAGCAGGUCGAGCCGUGUAUGUGCACGAACUUGCAUCCAUGAAGAGGUUGCAUACAUUCAGCUUGUCCAAAUUGCUUGAUAAACCAAGCAACGUUGACUGGGUGGACGUUACCAUGGAUGAAAACGGUUUGCUUUUUGGCAUGGAAGAUGGCCGGCUUGUGUUCUUGGACCUACAUCAUCAGAAGGCAAAUAUAUAUUGUCGGAUGGUUCCUUGUCAGCAGGAGGCAUUAUGGCUGAUGUAUCGCGAGAGCCAAAUAAAAGGGGGAAGAACAGUCUCGUUGGAAGAUAGAGUAGUGUGCAAAGUGCUAAGAGAGCCGCUUGUAACUAUUUAAAAUUGCAAAUCUAAGCAACGGCUAUGGAACAUAAUCAUCAUCGG